AUGGAUCUGAUAGUCAGGAAUACUUCAGUCGCUGACAUGUCAGAGGCAGCGGUUUUCAAACUCUACCACUAUGAUCCGACUAUCGCUGGCGCCAUUGUUUUCGUUUUCCUCUUUCUGGCGACCACUAUCCUUCACUUCUGGCAACUGAUACGAUCGCGUUGUUGGUUUUUGAUUCCUCUUGCAGUUGGAGGCGUUUUGCAAGUAAUUGGCUAUGCAGCCAGAGCCAAGUCCGGCCAGGAGAGUCCAAACUGGUCCCUUGGACCUUACAUCAUCCAGUCGAUUCUUCUUCUCGUAGCUCCUGCUUUGUAUGCAGCAACUGUGUACAUGGAGCUUGGCAGAAUCAUCACCGUCCUAGACGGAGAGGAGCAUUGUCUAAUCCGAAAAGAGUGGCUCACCAAGCUUUUCGUUGCGGGCGACGUAUUGUCCUUUUUUCUCCAAGGAGGAGGUGGGGGAUACCAAGCCUCGGGAACUCUCGACGCCCUCAAAGCCGGCGCCAAAGUGAUCAUUGUCGGCCUUUUCGUACAGCUUGUAUGCUUCGGCUUUUUCGUGGUGGUUGCGGUCGCUUUCCAUCGCGCCAUCAACAACUCUCCGACAGGACGAUCCAACAGCACCAUUCCAUGGAGGAAGCAUAUGACUGCCUUAUAUGUGGGAAGUUUCCUGAUUAUGGUCCGUUCCGUCUUCCGUGCCGCCGAGUAUCUCCAGGGGUUCGACGGCUACCUGCUUAAGCACGAAGCGUAUCUCUAUAUAUUUGACGCCUUGUUGAUGUUCUUGGUCAUGGUCUUGUUUAAUUGGAUUCACCCAGCUGAGAUUGGAGCGAUCCUGGCCGGAGGUGGUGGUGGCCAGCAUUGGAAGAUGGAUAGCUUGCCUCAACAUCACCACCACCAGCGUCUUUGA
Messenger RNA from Colletotrichum gloeosporioides, 894 nucleotides. RefSeq names its product Protein RTA1. Gene Ontology annotation, cellular component: membrane. The record is from RefSeq and is a predicted model, not a curated record. The transcript has 3 exons. Bases 1 to 894 code for a protein of 297 amino acids. NCBI's taxonomy places the organism in Eukaryota, Fungi, Ascomycota, Sordariomycetes, Glomerellales, Glomerellaceae.